Arabidopsis arenosa is the source of this 515-nucleotide messenger RNA. The record is from the annotation of a GenBank genome assembly. Lineage: Eukaryota; Viridiplantae; Streptophyta; Magnoliopsida; Brassicales; Brassicaceae.
ACUUCAUGUGUCUACAAAAUUUAUUAGUGAAAUGGCCGCAGCGGGCACGGUGAAGUCAGAGAGUGAGGAAACUGUGCAACCUGAUCAACAUGGUGGUCGCUACGGUGACAAUGGAGGCUACAGCGGAGGGGGAGGAGGCCACGGUGGCCACGGAGGAGGAGGAUACCAAGGAGGAGGAGGAGGAGGCGGUGGGCGACGCGGAGGAGGGGGAGGUUACUGCCGCCACGGCUGCUGCUACAAAGGUUACCGUGGCUGCUCAAGGUGUUGUUCAUAUGCCGGAGAAGCUGUUCAGACUCAGCCUGGUCACUAAAUCUACAUAAUAUAUCAACCACCAUGUAUGAUUGCAUCUAUAUAUACACUUACGUGUAUGUGUGACUAUAAGUAAACCAUGGUGCGUUUGUAAUGAAGUGCCUUAAGUUUAAGAAAAGAAAUAUGGGAAUAAAGUUUCAUAAUGAAGUACCUUUGUCUUUAAGUUGUAAUCUCCGCUGUUUUCAUAAUAAAAUUGUUUCUCGUUU